Molecule: messenger RNA, 9160 nt
Organism: Mirounga angustirostris (Northern elephant seal)
Lineage: Eukaryota; Metazoa; Chordata; Mammalia; Carnivora; Phocidae
Gene: AKAP10
Product: A-kinase anchoring protein 10
Exons: 15
Coding region: 168-2156 (662 amino acids)
Biological process (GO): intracellular protein localization
Cellular component (GO): plasma membrane; mitochondrion
Molecular function (GO): protein kinase A binding
Source: RefSeq, a predicted model, not a curated record
CGCGCGGGGAAGGACCGGAACUCCGGGCGGGCGGCUUGUUGAUAAUAUGGCGGCAGGAGCUGCCUGGGCUUCUCGAGGAGGCGGUGGGGCCCACACCCGGAAGAAGGGUCUCUUUUCAGGCUAGUGCGGCGGCCGCUGCGGACCCGGAAGUCCGGGCCGGUUGCUGAAUGAGGGGAGCCGGGCCCUCCCCGCGACAGUCCCCCCGCGCCCUCCGCCCCGACCCGGGCCCCGCCAUGUCCUUCUUCCGGCGGAAAGUGAAAGGCAAAGAACAAGAGAAGACCUCAGAUGUCAAGUCAAUUAAAGCUUCAAUAUCUGUACAUUCCCCACAAAAAAGCACUAAAAAUCAUGCCUUGCUGGAGGCGGCAGGACCAAGUCAUGUUGCAAUCAAUGCCAUUUCUGCCAACAUGGACUCCUUUUCAAGUAGCAGGACAGCGACACUUAAGAAGCAGCCAAGCCACAUGGAGGCUGCUCAUUUUGGUGACCUGGGCAGAUCUUGUCUGGACUACCAGACUCAAGAGACCAAAUCAAGUCUUUCAAAGACCCUUGAACAAGUCUUGCACGACACUGUUGUCCUCCCUUAUUUCAUUCAAUUCAUGGAACUUCGGAGAAUGGAGCAUUUGGUUAAAUUUUGGUUAGAAGCUGAAAGUUUUCACUCUACAACUUGGUCCCGAAUAAGAGCACACAGUCUGAACACUGUGAAGCAGAGCUCAUUGGCUGAGCCUGUCUCUCCAUCUAAAAAGCAUGAAACUGCAACAUCUUUUGUAACUGAGUCUCUUGACAAGAGAUUGGAGGAUUCUAGCCCAGCCCAAUUGCUUAUGACCCGAUCCGAAGGAAUUAACCUGAACAGUAGAACUAGCAACAUUCAGAAUCACUUGCUGCUUUCCCGGGAAUGUGACCAUGCCCAUUCUCUCCAUCUUGAAAUGGCCAGAACAGGAACGCAUCAAAUUUCCAUGGAAACCCAAGAAUCCUCCUCCAGACUUCUAGUAGCCAGUAGAAAUAGUCCCUCUUCACCACUAAAGGAAUUAUCAGGAAAAUUAAUGAAAAGUAUAGAACAAGAUGCAGUGAAUACUUUUACCAAAUAUAUAUCUCCAGAUGCUGCUAAACCGAUACCAAUUACAGAAGCAAUGAGAAAUGACAUCAUAGCAAAGAUUUGUGGAGAAGAUGGACAGGUGGAUCCCAACUGUUUUGUUUUGGCACAGUCCAUAGUCUUUAGUGCCAUGGAGCAAGAGCACUUUAGUGAGUUUCUGCGAAGUCACCAUUUCUGUAAAUACCAGAUUGAAGUGCUGACCAGUGGAACUGUUUACCUGGCUGACAUUCUCUUCUGUGAGUCAGCCCUCUUUUAUUUCUCUGAGUACAUGGAAAAAGAGGAUGCAGUGAAUAUCUUACAGUUCUGGUUGGCAGCAGAUAACUUCCAGUCUCAACUUGCUGCCAAAAAGGGCCAGUAUGAUGGACAGGAGGCACAGAACGAUGCCAUGAUUUUGUAUGACAAGUACUUCUCCCUCCAAGCCACACAUCCUCUUGGAUUUGAUGAUGUUGUGCGAUUAGAAAUUGAAUCCAAUAUCUGCAGGGAAGGUGGGCCACUCCCUAACUGUUUCACAACUCCAUUACGUCAGGCCUGGACGACCAUGGAGAAGGUCUUUUUGCCUGGCUUCUUGUCCAGCAAUCUUUAUUAUAAGUAUUUGAAUGAUCUCAUCCAUUCGGUUCGAGGAGAUGAGUUUCUGGGAGGAACUGUUUCACUGACUGCUCAUGGCUCUGUCGGCCCUCCUGAUGACUCUCACCCAGGUGGUUCCGACAGCUCGGCUGCUCAGUCCAGUAUGAAAAAAGCCAGUGUUAAAAUUCUGAAAAAUUUUGAUGAAGCGAUAAUUGUGGAUGCUGCGAGUCUGGAUCCAGAAUCUUUGUAUCAGCGGACAUACGCAGGGAAGAUGACAUUUGGAAGAGUAAGUGACUUGGGGCAAUUCAUCCGAGAAUCUGAGCCUGAACCUGACGUAAAGAAAUCAAAAGGAUUCAUGUUCUCACAAGCUAUGAAGAAAUGGGUGCAAGGAAAUACUGACGAGGCCCAAGAAGAGCUAGCUUGGAAGAUUGCUAAAAUGAUAGUCAGUGAUGUUAUGCAACAGGCACAAUAUGAUCAACCUUUAGAGAAGUCUACAAAGCUAUGACUCAAGACCUGAGAUAAAGGAAAUCUGCUUUUGAAAAAUAAGAGAACUUUUUUCCUUUGGUUGGAUUCUUCAACACAGCCAAUGAAAACAAAGCACUGUAUUUCUUUUCACUGAUAUAUCACUGUUGUUCCCAAGAAAGAAUGGCAGACAAUCCUAGACUUCCAUCAUAAGCAGAGUGACAUGUAGACAUAUUUGCUGCACAUGAUGUUCACACAGUGAAAGUCAUAAAGAGACAAAGUGGUAUUGUUUACAUUACUAGAAAAUUAAUAGCUUUCCAAUGGCAAUAACCCAUUUUGAAAGAGUUUUAGUCCACUGGAAUAGACAGGGACCACAUACUGUGGGAGGUAGGUGAGCGUAGAGCUGAUAUUUGAUGCACAUUCUGUAGCAGUGGCCCAGCCCUACAAGUAUCCUAAAGCAGGUACCAGAAGUGCUUUGCUUUGGCCUCCUAAACACACAGGUGAGUCAGCCCCUCCGAGAGCCAGGCAGCUCAGAGCGGCGGUACGGUGCUAGUGGGUUGUUCUCCUUCAGCAGAACGGGGCGAGGGCUCCCUGGCAGUCUUCCUUCACAGAGGCAUUAAUGUGGAAGGAAGCUAGCCGACAGGUCAAGUCUCUGUGACAUUGUCCUUCCCUUUGGUGACAGUAUGCAAUUUUCACAUUUUAAUUGCUCCUGAGAUGCAAUAUACUGAAAACCAGUCUCCCCUGCUUAACAAAAAGAUGAGUCUCCUUUAUAUUGAGCGUGAAGACUUGCCCUUCUGGAAUACUCUGCUCCAAGUUACUUAACUUUUCCUUCAGAGUACAUGUGGAAAAGAAGGAAGAGUAACAAUCACUCCAGUUUCCCCCUGUGAUAUCUUGGACAAAUGUUUAUACCUAGAUUGUAUGGUUUUUGUUUUGUUUUUUCUUUUUUUUCUUUUUUUUUUUUUUUUUUUUAAGAUUGGCAAGCAAGCGUUGGGGUGGGAGGAGGCAGGAAAAACACUCAACCUUGACCGCCUCUCCUUUCUUUGCUAUGAGCUGGGAAGUGUGCAGCUGGUGGCCUUUUUGCAUUCUGUCUUCAGGAGAGUAGGAGACUCCCUCACUGCACUCCCACUCGGUCAGCUAGUGGGCGCGGGCCUCGCUGCCAUGAGCAGGGCCACCCCGCCGGCAAGCACAGUCCACCGGCCAGGCGAGGCCGAUGCUUCUUCACUGCACGUGACUGAGGGGGAAGAACGUUCUCUUAGGUGUUACUGCUUUUGCUCAGACUUUGCAAAAAAAAAAAAAAAGAGAAGAUCUAUAUAUAUAUAUAUAUAUAUAAAUAUAUAAUUAUUAAUCACCUCUGUCCUUGAGAAAGUCUUGAAUGAAUAGAGAAUUUAUUUCAUUGCAAUAUGUGAUUGUAUAGAGGCUCACUGUUUCAUCAACAGAAGAAGCAAAAAGGCUGUGUAUAAGUUUUUGGUACUAUGUACCACCUCUGUUAUUCUUCUAAAGCGAAGUAUUCAUGUACUUAAACCAUAUUCUAUUUAAUUGUGUUUGAUUUUAAAAAUAUAUAUAUAUGAGAAUUAUAUUUAAAAUUGUGUCAACUUUCUGCUUUCAGGGCACUUACAGUCCUCUACUGAAAUGUGUUGAUUCUUCCAUAUAUGUCCAUUUGCUUUACAAAAACCCAGACAUGAGCCACUCCUGGACUUAGCCUUGUGUUUGGAGUGUACGGCAUAGACCUGAGGUUUUAUGAGGUGUAUUUGCUGUGAUUGAUGCAUUUUGUUCUUUUAACAAAAUAUUUCCAUCCUUUCACUUUGCUUCAACCUUUAAGUAACAGAAAAGCAAUAUAAAGGUCAUAGAAUAAAAUGUGGUUUUGGGUGACUCUUGCUGCCUGAGCAUGUUUUGCAAUAACAAUUUCUGUAAGACUCUAGGCUGUUUAAACUCGUGCUUUCAGUUAAUACGUAGUAAUUUCUUUGUAUACGUUUUGUGCUUCUGAGCUAGAUAUGUCCGUAGUCGUAAGGUUCUUAUAAAGAGAAGAAUAGCAAGUUGGAGACUUGGUUACUUUCUUCUGCCCCACCUGCUGUGGGACACAGAAGCAGAUUGUGGCCUGCAGUUAUUAGCCGAAUUUAAUAUUUGAUCAGAAGUAUGAUCCUUCUACUUACAUUAAAAUUGGAAUUGGAUUCAGCCUGACUUUGAGCACCACUGAGUUCCAGGCUCUAUGCAGUGCGCCCACAAAAUAUGAGGCCUCGGCAGGAUUUUCAUAGGCUCGAGGAAUCCGUUGAGCAUCCGUUUUUACCAUGUUGCUGAUCUCAACGCAAACUGUUGGAAAAGAUGUUAGUGCAAAAGGGGUACCGUUUGUAACUUGCCAUGUCUUCACUCCUGUAAGAUUUGAGGAAAGUAAAAAGCAAAUGUCAGCCAAGUCCAGCGAAGAGCAAUAAAACAGGGAGCAACUUUUUGUAACUUUUUCAACUUGGGUUUUUCAGUAUUUGGUAGAGCUUUAUGUAAGGUAAGUAAUGCACAUUUCUGGAGCUGUGAUAAGUUCGGUAGGAAUUUGGAGGGAAAGUCACUCUGAAUUGUAGACAAUUACAGAUGACUUUGUUUUAAGUACUCGUAACUAAGCACCUGCUGAAGCAGCUGACCUCUCUCUCUCUGCUGAUACUGUUUGGGGGUACCCGCCUGACUCACACUGACCCUGCCCUCAUUCCUACAAAAUCAGUCUGAAGUGACUUUUUAUGACAUGCAACCAAAAGGACCUUGACGAAAGUACUACCAGACUGUUGUAAUUAACUCAUGAUCAUGCAUCCUUAGCAUGUUUGCAAAAUACCCCUACAUUCGGGAGAAUUUUUCUUUAGCAAACCUUUGGUCAUCUUGUAAAUUCUCUCAAAAUGGAAUCCUCAACUAAUGGAGCUAAAAGACACUCCCUCAUUUUUAUAGUGAGGAGUUACUCAGGCCCAGGAAAAGGGUAGGUCUUUAGCCUGCUGUGGGGAUAGUCAUCGUUAGAACUCAGGCCUUCUGGACCAGGGCCUUUUCAUGCUUCCCAACAUCCUUCCAAAGGAUAAACACCAUCCCCGCUUUUAGCAACUAUAAUAAACCCAGAAAUAGAGGGCAUUUCUAUCAAUGAGUAACUGAUAAUCUUCAAAUGAUGGAGGGCAGUGAUUACUACAAAAUAGGUACCUGCUGACCACUUCUGUGGACUAGGCAAGACUUCUGUCCUUUGGCUGGAACCGUAAGUGGGAAUAAAUCUCAGCGAAACCCUCAAGGUUCCGAACUUAGGAGACCCACACUAAUAAUUACCUCAUGAGGCCCCUCAUAGAUAAGCAUUGUGGGCACUUAAUAGGCCUCUCUGCUUAGGCAGGGUUGGGAAUGGCUGGGAGUAAGAAGUAUGGUAUCCUGUGGGUUUGGGACAGGUGGAAAUGGCCAUGGUGUAGCGAGUGUUGGAGGAAUCCAUAUGAGCAAAAGCCAGACCUUCAUGCUUAGGGAGGAGGAAGUUCAUCUGCUUGCCUGUCACACAGGGUAGUGAGUAUUUCUGCCUUAGUAACUUAAUGCGACCAAAUUAUUUCCUCCGUAUGUUCCCCUCAAACCGCCUGCUCUGGGACAAUGAGGGUGUCCGAAUUCACCUGGAAUAAUUAAGCCCCUUGCCCAAGGGUGGUAGUGCCCCCACCCCCCCACCCCCUCACCCCCAGGCACCGCCGAGACGCCUACACCACUGCUCCUUGGUUGUAACCUGUGUUCAUGAGCACAGGCCGGGGCAGCUGGGCCCUCUGGGCCUGUGGUGGGCGCGCAAGGUGCCUAGAAAAAGUGGGCUUAAGUUCAGCUCAGAGAAAGCUGGGAAUUGCCAAGGAGCAGAUAGGAUUGUGGUGACCGGCAUCUCCCCUGACUUCAGGUAUCUUGAGUCCCCCAUCUUGAAUGUGUCUUCAGGCUCACCCCCUAGAUGAUCCCCGGCUGGCCUCUGCCUAGUCACAGUAAGAGUCCUGCCCACCAUGCAACUCGUGGAAAGGCCCUAGCCAAACAGCACCAUGGGCCUCCACACUGCGUAGCUCUGGUGCUCCCCAGAACCCAGUGCACUCCACCCACACCUUCGGUUCCCUCCUCUUAACAGAGAGCAACCUUUUGUUCCUUCUAAUGACAGAGCCACCGGUUUAGCAAAUGUUUGCCCAUUCCAAAGUAUUUUAAUGUCUACCAAGUGCCGGGCUCUGUUUACAGUGCAGGGACACGGGAAAUAAGACAAACUUCUGGGCCACCUGGAGCUUCCAUUCUACUGAGGAGGAGAUAGAAGCUGGAGCUCCAUCUAUGAUUGCUGGUAUUUUUGGACUCAAGAUAGCCUUUUGAGCCUAUGAUUUAACACCCCUUCCUUAUAGAGCCCUGCAGGGGGUCACUAGGCUUUCCUGACCCGUAAAAGAGACCCACAGGGUAGAAGAGGCCUAAGGAGGGGUCGCUCUUCCGAGAGCACCCACCCCUCGAGGACUGGCUGCCCCGCCAUUCCAUUUACUCCCUGCAAAACGAGAACACUCAGGUGUUGAGCACCUGGCUGACGACAAGGGGCGGCACCUGAUGUCUGAGGCCAUCAAGCAAGUCUCUCGGAGUGGGGUAGGCUAAGAGGAGGCCAAAGGCUCAGUCUCAGCCCCCUGGGGGCUCUCUGCAGAACUUGGGGAAAUGUGAAUUCUCAGAAACGAGAAGGCUAGUAGUGUAAAAUUACUACCUGCACGUGAGACAAAAUCCCAGCCUUGGAAGAAGCUAGCUAGCGACUGAGCUGAUUCCAUGAGGUGAUCAGCUCUUUCUGAGUUCUGCUUUCAUGAUAAUGACAACAAGCAGCAGAACUGAGUACUUAACACGGUGCCAGGCACUGGAAAGGUAAGUACCUACUCUUCCCCUCGUAUGAGGCAGGCUGAGGCUCCAGAGGCCAAGGAAGCCAAUCCAGGCAGUGAACCUACUCUUUCCCACCACCCUGCUCUGUCGUAAGUCGCCUUCGGCUCUUCUCUCAUUGUGCUGCUUGUUGGUACUCAUUAAAGACUAGUGGAGCAGAUGCUGAAGGUUUCCAGAAAAGGGGACCGUGGCUUUAAAACAUUCCAUCCAUUGCUUUAAAGCAGCAGUUCUUAAACUUUCACAUGCAUCAGGAUCCCCUGGAGAAACUUGUUAAACCAUGGAUUUCUGGGCCUAACCCCGGUUCCGAUUUGAUCGGUCUGGGGUAAGGGCUGAGAAUUAGCAUUUUUAACACAUUUCCUGGUGAUGCUACUGCUGCUUUUGAGACCAGACCAGAGAAUCAGAGACCAGACUUUUGAGAAUCACUGCCUUCCAAUUGUUCCUGCAAAUUGGGAACUGAGUAUUUUCAUUCCCUUUUAUUGGAAAUGCCCAUGCUACACAGAAAUGGAAUUUGAGGCUUAUUACUCGUGAGUCACCAAAACAAGCACACGUAUCCUUUAUUAGUAUUCAGAUGUUAACGCCAAAACAAACACCCAAACGCCACCCCACUGUCUCAGUCACUGAGCAGGUCUGAGACCAUCGAGGCAAGUGUCUCCUGCUGGGGUAAGGCUUAGAAGAAGCCACAGUCUAGUCUCAGCCCCACGGUCUCCUCCCCACUUUCUGCCCACCCUAUGCCCCGUGCCUUUGCCGGGCAGUGCUCCUGACAUGUUCUUCCAGGGCUGAGACUUUGGGCUGUUGGGAUCACACCCAAGGCCCCAGUGGAAUCUUGGGUGCAAUCCCUGUCUGGUCCACUUCCUUCAAGUGUGUCCCCCAGCUCCUUGAUGCCAACUGCCCUCUAAGGUCUUGACCAUGCCUUUCCUGACCCGUCUCCCUUACUGUCCUUCUUUUUAAGUCCCUCCCAUAGGACACUGGUACCUUGUUCUUCCUUUCUGCCCCUCUUCAUCUCCCUCCUCCCCGUUUCUUCCUUCAGCACAUGUUUCCUGGGGACUUGUUAUAUGCCUCUUCUAGUUACUGGGGGUACAGCAGUCCUCAGAACACAUAUUGCCUAUCCUCCUUGCAGUCUAGAAAACAAUGACUAUGCGUGCGAUGAGUGUUAUGGGAGAGCACGAGAAACCGUUGGGGGCAGUCUAGGUGGACCCCUCUUUGUGAUUCACAGACUUCCUGAUCAUCUCAGUCUUCCUCCAGAGCGUGUCCAUUCUGCAUGUAUCUCUUACCUCAAGAUACCCUUUCUUCCCAGUCCCGACACUCCCCCUUCCCCCCGCAACUGGACCAGGACUCCAUAUUGGUAUAUUGGCAUGACUGCCCACUGCUGGCCAGUGCUGUUUCCAUAUCCUUGCUCCACAUCCUCCGUUGCCACGUCGGGAGGCUGCCCCUACCCGGCUCCAGGACACGCCCAGCUAUCUUUUGCCAAGUCCUUGAUGCAUCACUGCUUCAUUCCCACCCCAAGACACUUGACUGUCCAUCAUGAUGAUCCACCCGGCAACCCAACUUAGAGCUCUUUGUCAUUCUUCGUUCUCAAGAACGUAUUUUACUCUUCAGUCUCACCCGUAACUAGGUCUUGUCAUCUCCUGCAACAGCUCUACUACCUCUGCUUGGUCUCUCCUCACAUUUUAGCCCACCAUAACCACAAACGAUGCAAGAAAUGUUAUAGACUCCUAGUGGAAUGGGUGAAAAGAGAGGUGGGAAGAACCUUCGUAAUCAUUCCAGGAGUGUGCCCUCACUAUUACAAGAGUUCGGUUUUGUAAACCAGCCUUUCAAAGAGCAACUUCAAAAGCAAUAAGUGAAUACUUUUGUUGUAAGGAUUAUAAACUUGCACCUACAUGAUAAGUUGAGGGUGGGGGGAGAACUGUCCUAACGUGGUGACUUGGAUCAAACUUUCCAAUGACAGUGUCAGACAAGUAUUUUUAAAUGCUGCAUCUCAGACAACUUAGAUGCAAUUGAAGGAUAUAUAUUUGAAGAAAGUGGCUCUGGAUAUGAUGAAGACAUUGAUGUCCAAGAUGCAUGUAGAGACUUUGAAUAAAAUUGUUACUUGACAUGUAAGAAUGGGGGGGGAAGCAUAUUUUGUAUUAAUGUAUUAUUGUAUAUAAUGUUAUUUUAAAUAUGCAUGUGUAACUAAAUAAAUUAAAUAUUAUAAUUCGA